Molecule: messenger RNA, 1504 nt
Organism: Nicrophorus vespilloides
Lineage: Eukaryota; Metazoa; Arthropoda; Insecta; Coleoptera; Silphidae
Product: mitochondrial import inner membrane translocase subunit TIM50-C-like
Exons: 3
Coding region: 77-1210 (377 amino acids)
Molecular function (GO): phosphoprotein phosphatase activity
Source: RefSeq, a predicted model, not a curated record
ACUUUCAGAGUAGCACAGAGGUCAUAUGUGUUCGAAUGGUUGAGAGUUGGUUAAGAGCUUAGCGGCUUUAUUAAACAUGUUUCGCGUAACGCCAAAAGCGCUUACCUUAUUUAAUAAUAUAUUAAAAAAUCCGAAGAAUGUGAUAUUAUGCAGGAGGGAGUGCAAUGGUCUAAUGACCAUACAGAAUUCUUAUGUUCAAAAAGCAUUUUUCUCGAGCCAGAUCAAAGACGGCAAUGCGCCAAAAUCACCGCUCGCCACGCUCUUUGCUAAAGGCGAUGGUGAUAAGAAGAAGGAGGAACAAACCCCUCCCGAUGAAAAUAGCCAGAAAGAGACCAAAGAGCAAUCCUGGAGACGAAUGAAGUAUACAUUGGCAUUUUUUGGAAUAUCUUUCACAUGCAUCGGGGGAUAUCUUAUCAUGGAACUUGGUAAACCCAGAAUUGGCCUUGACGGUCUUCCGUUGGAAGAUCCAUACUCUGAUAUGCCUAAGUUUAAACAGUAUAUUCUUCGUACUAUCAAUGAACUUAAUUAUUAUAAACAGUUGAUAAAAGAACCAUCCAGAGACAAGUUGUUGCCUGAUAUGAUUAAACAUCCUUACUAUGCACCAAAAUAUACUCUUGUACUAGAGUUUACUGAUGUUAUUGUACAUCCAGAAUGGACCUACAACACAGGUUGGAGGUUUAAGAAGAGGCCUGGACUUGACCAUUUCCUAGAAUCUUUGAAUGGCGUCUUUGAAAUUGUUGUUUACACAGCAGAGCAAGGUAUGACGGUAUUCCCGAUUAUCGAAGCCCUUGAUCCUAAGAAUCACAUAAACUACAAAUUGGUGAGAGAUGCUACUCUUUUCAUUGAUGGACGUCACGUAAAGGACUUAGACAAACUAAACAGGGAGUUGGAGAAGACAAUAGUCGUCGAUUGGGAUGGUAAAUCAACAAACCAUCACCCGGAAAACGUAUUCCAAAUUCCUCGUUGGAAAGGUAACGACGACGACAUGACACUGUUCCAUUUGAGCUCUUUCCUUCUGGCAAUAUCUCAAAACCAGAUCGACGAUAUUCGCGAAGUGGUGAAGUACUACAACCAAUUUGAUGAUGCUCUGGCGACAUUCCGCGAGAAGCAAAAGCAGCUCAUAGAAUUGGCUGAAGAGGCGGCAUCUGCUCCCAAACCUCAGUCGCCAGUUAACAAAUGGACUCCAAAUUUCUUCAAAAGGAAUUUUUAAACUUUCACCAAUUUGGGUUUUAACUAAUUUAUAAAGUGAUUCCCUCUUUUUUUUUUAAAUGUGUAUUUAAUUGGUUCUGUGACCAAGAGAAAAGAACUGUUUAUAGUAAACGCGAAAAAAGCUUUUCACAAAAUAUUGAAACUCGUCCAGUUCGCUCCCAUUUAUUUUAAAUAAUAGAAAGGUAUAAAUGCAACUCUUCUUUAUAUAUCCAAUCACAGUAGAAUGAUAAUAAAAAGAUGAGUUUCAUUGUAAAUAUGUAUUCUGAUUAUUUUGUAAAAUUUUGUUAAUAUAUUU